Messenger RNA from Panthera uncia (snow leopard), 2693 nucleotides. Its product is annotated as tensin-4-like. The coding region runs from base 156 to 2303 and encodes 715 amino acids. Gene Ontology annotation, molecular function: protein binding. Lineage: Eukaryota; Metazoa; Chordata; Mammalia; Carnivora; Felidae. The transcript has 13 exons. The record is from RefSeq and is a predicted model, not a curated record.
UGAGCAGUCUUGGUCCCAGGAGUCAGGAGUGAACACAGCCGCCUGCCCGCCCUUGACACCAGGUCCUGGGAGCUUCCGGUUGGCAAGCGACAUCUCUGGGGUGUAACUGAGGCUGAUUUGAAACCAGAGGUAAACCGACAGUCACUGGCCCCACCAUGUCGCAAGUGAUGUCCAGCCCCCUGCUGGCAGGAGGCCAUGCAGUCAGCCUGACUCCCUGUGAAGAACCCAGGAGGGUCCUGCACCCAGCACCCAGCCCCAGCCUGUCACCCCAGUGUCCUUACUACACCACAGAAGGCUGGGGAGCCCAGGCCCUGAUGGCCCCUACACCCAACAAGGGGCCCCCCAGCAGACUGCAGCAAGGCCCACAGACUGGGGCCAAAGCCAGCUGCCUCCUACAGUCCCCUAGUGAGCAGGCCUCAGGGGCCCUAGAGGACCUCGACUCCUACAUUGACUUCUCGCUGGAGAGCCUCAACCAGAUGAUUCUGGAACUGGACCCCACCUUCCAGCUGCUCCCCCCAGGAGCUGGUACGCCCUGGGCCGAACCCACCCAGAGCAUUACCACAAAGAAAAAGAAAGAUGAGCCUGAAGCCUUGGACAUAAAGUACAUCGAGGUGACCUCCACCAGAUCAAGGUGCCAUGAUGGCCCCCAGCGCUGCUCCAGCCCAUCUAUCACUCCACCCUUCGGCUCCCCGCUCAGUGGUGGUCUCCUCCUUUCCAGAGACAUCCCUCGAGAAACUCGAAGCAGCAGCGAGAGCCUCAUCUUCUCUGGGAGCCAGGGCAGGGGGCACCAGCGCCCCCCUCCCCACUCUGGGGCUCCCUCCUCUCAUCCCCCACCCUCUCCCAGCAUCUCCAUCCCCUGCAUGGGGAACAAGACGUCAGGCUCCCAUGGCUUGGGCUCCCCACUGGUGGCUUCUCCAGGCUUGGAGAAGGGGCUGGGGGGCCUGGCCCCACAGCGGGGCAGCAGGGUCUCUGUAUUGUCAGCCAGCCCAGCAUCCGACAUCAGCUAUGUGUUUGGAAGCAGCCAGUCCCUCCUCCACUCCAGCAUCUCCAGCCAUCAGUCAUCUUCUAGGUCCUUGGAAAGCCCAGCCAGCUCUUCCUCCAGUCUCCACAGCCUUGGCCAAGUGUCCCUGUGCACGAGAGCCAGUGACUUCCAGGUCCCCAGCAACCCCACUGCAAGCAUGGGCCAGCCCAGAGCAACCCAGUCCCCACCACUGGCCAAGGAGCAUGCCAGCAGCUGCCCGCCCUCCAUCACCAACUCCAUGGUGGACAUACCCAUCGUGCUGAUCAACGGCUGCCCAGAACCAGGGUCUCCUCCAUCCCAGCCGACCCCAGGACACCAGGACUUUGUCCGACCUGGGGCCACUUCUUCCGGCCACUCCUGUCCGGCCACCAGGAGCCACAGCCAGACCCUGCCAGAUGUUCCUCUUACCACAUCCUCGGAGGGUCCCCCCAGGGACAUGCAGCCCACGAUGAAGUUUGUGAUGGACACAUCUAAAUACUGGUUUAAGCCAAGCAUCACCCGGGAACAAGCAAUCGAGCUGCUGAGGAAGGAGGAGCCAGGGGCUUUCGUCGUGAGGGACAGUUCUUCCUACCGAGGUUCCUUCGGCCUUGCCUUGAAGGUGCAUGAGGCUCCUGCACCUGCCCAGAACCGAUCAGGUGAGGACAACAGUGACCUCAUCCGCCACUUCCUCAUUGAGUCUUCUGCCAAAGGGGUGCAUCUCAAAGGAGCAGAUGAGGAGCCUUACUUUGGGAGCCUCUCUGCCUUUGUGUGCCAGCAUUCCAUCAUGGCCCUGGCCCUGCCCUGCAAACUCACCAUCCCGCAGAAAGAAUUGGAAGGUGGAGAAGCCUCAGACCCUUCUACAGGCAGCCGGGCCUCCUGCCUAAAGAAAUCCGCAGGCUGCCAUGCCCUGUACUUGACCUCCGUGAGUGUAGAGACCCUGAGCGGGGCCCUGGCCGUGCGGAAGGCCAUCUCAACCACCUUUGAAAGGGACGUCCUCCCCACACCCACCGUGGUCCACUUCAAAGUCACCGAGCAAGGCAUCACCCUGACGGAUGUCCAGAGGAAGGUGUUUUUCCGGCGCCAUUACCCCCUCACCACCAUCCGCUUCUGUGGCAUGGACCCCGAGCAACGGAAGUGGCAAAAAUACUGCAAGCCCUCCUGGAUCUUUGGAUUUGUGGCCAAGAGCCAGACAGAGUCCCAGGAGAAUGUAUGCCACCUGUUCGCAGAGUAUGACACGGUCCAGUCGGCCUCCCAGGUCCUCAGCCUUGUGGGUACUCUGCUGCAGGACACAGAGAGGAUGUAGGGGGAGGGAGCUCCCUCUGCACCUUCCCAGACAUCCCAUCAUACACUGAUGAGCCAAUCUAUUGGACUGGAGGAGAGAGAGAUACCACACCUUGGUGAAACCCUUGAAACCCUGUGACCUUCAUCAGUGACCUUCAGCCAGACCCCACUGUGUCUCAGUUUCCUCAACCAAAUAAGGAGGCCAUAGACAGGACCAGCUGUUCUCAGACUUUGGUGGGCAUCUUAACAAGUUCCCUGUGAUCCUGAAGCACACCCACACCUGAGGGCCACAUGGAAACAACCUCUGAGGACCCCGGACUCCAUCAACGUGGAUACUACCAACACAGCAGCUUGAGUUAGAGAUAUGUGACCCUCUGUGGUGGCAAACAGCAGGUGCUGGGUCAGGACCCAU